GCCCAGUGCCUACGUUACAAAUACCGGUAGUAGGCACCUGGCAGACCCUCUCUGCCACUCACAGUAUAGGUAGGCAGGUAGGUAGGUACGGUAGGUAUUUUGCUCAACCGGUUCAGAGACCAGAAUCUCCAACUCGACUUUGUUUCCCCCAAAACUUGAAAGAAGGUUCAGAAAGGACGAAGCUAGGUAGGUAGAAUCGAGCAACUGGCACGGUUGCUAACGCCCCUGGAAAAAUCAGUGGUUCACGGGGCAAGGUGGCCAGGCGGCUGCGUUGUUAUCCUGCUCUUCAGCUGCUCAAGCAGAAAACAGUCUCCAGUACUUUACGAAUUCAAAUGAUGAUGGCCUAUCUUUCUCUGGCGUUUCUUGCGUCUGUUUGGUGCUCAUCGGUGAUGGCAGCAGACCUCCUCUUCAAUGGGGACUUUGAGUUACCCAACUACCCCCAGCUCAACAAUGUUGGGGUGGGGAACCCUUCCAUCUUGGGAUGGACCGUCACGGAGGGGACUGUAGACUUGAGCGGUGGAGUCAACACCCUCUACGGGUGGGCCACCUAUACUGGGAACCACAGCCUGGACCUGAAUGGGGUGAACGCGGGGACAAUACAGCAAUCGGUGACCACCGUUCCGGGAGCCUCGUAUACCCUCAGUUUCGCACUGGCUGGCAACCCCUUCCAAUCCCCCUCAAACGGGCCUCCAAUCAAAGUACUCAACAUGUCAAUCCUGGACACUUCCGUGCCGGGAGUCGUCACUGUGAUUCAAUCCCAGCAGUUUAAGUUUGACGUCAGUGACAGCACAGUUCUCUCCAUGAAUUACAAGCUCAAGAGCCAGCCGGUUGUGGCCUUCGGCAAAAACACCACGAUCCGAUUUGCAUCGGACAGUCAAGUGGGGAAUGGCGGACCAUGCUUGGACUCAGUAACGUUUUGUCAAGGAACGGACCCACCAAACCCGAACUCCUUCAAUACCUGCCCAGGCCCGCCGGCUCCCCCGCCCCCAGCAGCACUGAGUUCCGCGUCCUCCUCUUCCUCCAACUCACCCUCACGCACCGAAAUCGCCGCCAUAGUCGGCGGCGUUGGGGGGGGCAUCCUCGUCGCCGUUUGCGUGCUGUCCCUCCUGCUGUUCUGCUUUUGGCAGAGGCGCCUAAAAGCUAUCCCCAAGAGCUUUGACGAGGAGAACCCCACUCCCGCGUUCUCCGGGGCUCAAUCCUACAAGUCCUGGGGGCCCGGACCUCUGUCACCCUCGGGGGGGCCCUACUCGCUCGCCACACUGCGUGCCGCGACGGCCGACUUCAGCGAGGAGAGCGUCAUCGGGCGUGGCUCCUUCGGAGUGGUCCACGUGGCACUCCUGCCGGACGGCACCACGGUCGCCGUGAAGCGCCUGGAGAAGCUCCCCGGGCGGCACGACUUUGAGGACCGCGCGUGGCGCGCGGAGGUGGAGGCGCUCGGGAACGUGCGGCACCGGAACCUGGUACCGCUCCUGGGGGUUUGUACCGAGGAGGGGCAGAGUUUGCUCGUUUUUGAAUAUUUUACUCUCGGGAGUUUGGGAGAAAACCUGCACAAGGUGAAGCCCGACGCGCCGCCGCUCAGUUGGGCGGAGCGCCUGAGCAUCGCGCGCGACGUGGCGCGCGGGCUCGCGUACCUGCACAAUGACAUCCGCCCGCCGAUGCUGCACCGCGACAUCAAGAGCGCCAACAUCCUGCUGAUCGACCGCGAGGGGGGCCUCCAGGCGUGCAUUGCGGACUUCGGCCUCGCGCACCUCGUCCUCGACGCGGGCGCCAACACCUCGACCAUGGUCAAGGGUACCGUCCCGUACAUGGCCCCGGAGUACCUGCACGGGGGGCCCCAGUACCUGACGCCCAAGUGCGACGUGUACAGUUUCGGCAUUCUGUUGCUCGAGCUCGUCAGCGGACGCAUGGUCGUCCAACACCACCCGGACGGGUCCGUCGAGGUCCUGUCCGAAGUCGCCGCGGAGCUGUACAAACAGGAUAGAGAGUUAGAGCUCCUCGACCCGGCACUUAGGGGCGAGUUCGAUGCACAGGAGGCGAUGUUGUGUAUCCGCGUAGCGCUCGCGUGCACGCAGAGGCGGCCGUCGGCACGGCCCGACAUGGCGCAAGUGGGGCUCCAGCUGGCGAAAAACGAGUGGGACGGGAGCAUCUCGCUGUCCGACGGGUCGACUGGGUCCGGUUCCUUCGUCACAACGGGCGGAAGGGCGGGCAGCGGACUGGGGUCCGGGUCGCUGCCGGGAGAUAUGAGCAAGGACCCGAUCCCCUGGCUGGUUGCGUCGCAGUCUCUUACGGCCAGCAUGUAGAAGCUCACGCGUGUGUUGUUUCGGUCCCGCUUGAGUGCGGUUUUUCGCGGCAAUGAUGAAGGGUCGGGUGCACGAUUACAGACUCGACAGCAUGCAAGAUUCGACAGCAUGCAGGUGUCUCGACAACAAAAUAGAUGCCGUGUUGAAACACCGAUAUCAGGUGGUAUAGGUCGCAUUGCCCGCUAAGGACAGGUAGCUUGUCAUCAGACGAGCUCUAGAGAUCUAAAUUAGGACUUUCUGUCGAAUCGGCCGCUCCGAGCUUUGACAGUAGCUUGUUUGUCGAUUGCAUUCGCCACAAAGCGCUCGAAGCUAGCACGUCAAAUCCGGGUCAGUUCCUGAAGGGCUUUGGCCUAUUAGAAACAUACUUGUAGGGGUAGAUUUUGUGUGUCGCUUGGAGACUUGCACCGUCCACAAGACAAUCCAGUUGCUUGCGCAUUUACAUGCACGUGAGGAGAGUAGCACAAUUAGCCCGAACUGAGGAGGACGUACUCUAGGAGGCCUCGAGCUGGAUUUGCAGGCGCGCACUAGGCAAAACUUAAGAUGCUUUGCGGCAAAUCAUUGCAUAUCCAUAAGGAUCUGUUACUGAUGGCAGACAAGUUCAAGCUAGUCGCGCCCGGUGGCCGUUCAAGUCGAGAUUGCGGGACACCGAAUUGGGAUAUCCGAAAAUGACACGGACAUUUAGUAAUGAUGGCCGCCGUGUCACCUGC
Molecule: messenger RNA, 3007 nt
Organism: Klebsormidium nitens
Lineage: Eukaryota; Viridiplantae; Streptophyta; Klebsormidiophyceae; Klebsormidiales; Klebsormidiaceae
Source: the annotation of a GenBank genome assembly